Morone saxatilis (striped sea-bass) is the source of this 3055-nucleotide messenger RNA. RefSeq names its product metabotropic glutamate receptor 6-like. Gene Ontology annotation, biological process: protein deubiquitination; G protein-coupled glutamate receptor signaling pathway; regulation of synaptic transmission, glutamatergic. Gene Ontology annotation, molecular function: adenylate cyclase inhibiting G protein-coupled glutamate receptor activity; cysteine-type deubiquitinase activity. NCBI's taxonomy places the organism in Eukaryota, Metazoa, Chordata, Actinopteri, Moronidae. The record is from RefSeq and is a predicted model, not a curated record. Gene Ontology annotation, cellular component: membrane.
AUGACACCAUCAGGCCCCGACCCUUCCACCCUACCCCUCCACUAUCACCAUCAUCAUCAUCAUCAUCAUCAUCAUCAUCAUCACGCCUCGCUUUUGAUUGGACCAACACCCCGUCAGUCCUCGCUGUGGCCCCGCCUCCUGCUGUAUGUCUGGCUCUGGAUUGGUGUACAGGCGGUUCAGGUGAGUGCCUCCCAUCAGCAGUUUCACCCCCACUCCAUAAAGAUACCUGGUGACAUCACUCUGGGGGGGCUGUUCCCCAUCCACUCCCGUGGCCCCCACGGUCUUCCCUGCGGAGAGCUGAAGAAGGAGAAAGGGAUCCACCGUAUGGAGGCCAUGUUGUAUGCACUGGACCAGAUCAACAGUGACCCUGAGCUGCUUCCCAACAUCACGCUGGGGGCCCGCAUCCUUGAUACCUGCUCCAGAGACACCUACGCACUGGAACAGUCACUCACCUUCGUCCAGGCGCUGAUCCAGAAAGACACAUCUGACAUUCGCUGCUCUAACGGAGAGCCACCCAUCAUCCGGAAACCAGAGCGGGUGGUGGGAGUGAUCGGAGCGUCGGCUAGCUCCGUGUCCAUCAUGGUGGCCAACAUCCUGAGACUGUUCGAAAUUCCUCAGGUGAGCUACGCAUCCACGGCUCCGGAGCUCAGCGAUAACAACCGGUAUGACUUCUUCUCUCGGGUGGUUCCUCCGGACUCAUACCAGGCUCAGGCCAUGCUGGACAUCGUCAAGGCUCUGGGCUGGAACUACGUCUCUACACUGGCGUCCGAGGGGAACUACGGAGAGAGCGGAGUCGACGCCUUCAUGCAGAUCUCCAGGGAAGCUGGUGGGGUGUGCAUCGCUCAGUCAGUGAAGAUUCCUCGCGAGCCGACAGCUGGAGAGUUUGACAAGAUCAUCAAACGUCUGAUGGAGACAAGUAAUGCCAGAGGAGUGAUCAUCUUUGCCAACGAGGACGACAUCAAGCGUGUCCUUGAGGCGGCAAAGCGUGCUAAUCUGACGGGUCACUUCUUGUUUGUGGGGUCCGACAGCUGGGGAGCAAAGAGUUCACCAAUCGCAGAGCUGGAGGAUGUCGCUGAGGGCGCCGUCACCAUCCUACCUAAACGGGCUUCAAUAGACGGCUUUGAUCAGUACUUCAUGUCUCGUUCUCUGGAGAACAACCGCAGGAACAUCUGGUUCAAUGAGUUCUGGGAGGACGACUUCAGGUGUAAACUGACCCGACCUGGAAUCAAACUGGACCCUGACAAGAAGAAAUGUACAGGUGAAGAACGGAUUGGACGGGACUCGUCCUAUGAGCAGGAAGGGAAGGUCCAGUUUGUGAUCGAUGCAGUUUAUGCUGUGGCUUACGCUCUGCACAGCAUGCACCAGGAUCUGUGUCCCAGCAGCUCCGGAGUCUGUGGCAAGAUGGACCCUGUGGAGGGACGCUCGCUGCUCGGCUACAUCAGAGCUGUCAACUUCAAUGGCAGUGCUAGAGUGCAGGUACUAGUGUUUUUGUUCAAUGAGAACGGAGACGCUCCUGGUCGCAACGAUAUCUUCCAAUUCCAGAUACAAUCACAGCCAUCUGGUUACCCGGAGUCUCGGCCAGUGACCAAUAACCUAAAGACUGAACGUAUCUUUCUGAUCUACCUGAUCACCUUCCUGAUGAUCGCAGAGCCAGGUGUGGUGGCUUGUGCAUUCCGGCGCCUCCUGCUGGGCCUCGGUAUGGCCAUUACCUACUCCGCCAUGUUAACCAAAACCAACCGCAUCUACCGCAUCUUCGAACAAGGCAAGAGGUCGGUGACCCCACCGAAGUUCAUCAGCCCUACCUCCCAGCUCAUCAUCACCUUCAUUCUCAUCUCUGUCCAGGUCCUCGGUGUGUUUGUGUGGUUCGCCGUCGUCCCUCCUCACACCAUCAUCGACUAUGAAGAGCUUCGCCCCCCAAAUCCUGAACUGGCCCGAGGCAUCCUUAAGUGUGACAUGUCUGACCUGUCAAUCAUCUGUUGCCUCAGCUACAGCAUUGUACUCAUGGUAACAUGUACGGUGUAUGCAGUGAAGAGUCGUGGUGUUCCAGAGACGUUUAAUGAAGCGAAGCCAAUCGGUUUCACCAUGUACACCACCUGCAUCAUCUGGCUCGCCUUCGUACCAAUCUUCUUUGGUACCGCCCAGUCCACCGAGAAGUAUGGAUGUGAAAUGGGUCUUAAAACGUCUCAAAGUGAACCUGUUGAACUGACACAAAGUAAUGCAUGUCCUGAUGUGUGUGUGUGUGUGUGCGCGCAGACGAAGGUGGGUCACUUUGCGUCUCAGUUUCUGGGUUACCAGCAACACGACAGUCAGGAGCUGCUGUCCUUCCUGCUGGACGGACUGCACGAAGACCUGAACCGAGUCAAAAACAAAGAGUACAUCGAGCUGCGGGACGCCGCCGGCCGUCCGGACCAGGAAGUGGCCGAGGAGGCGUGGCGCAACCACCGCCGGCGGAACGACUCUGUGAUCGUCGACACGUUUCACGGCCUCUUCAAGUCCACGCUCGUCUGUCCGGAGUGCCGCAAGGUCUCGGUGACCUUCGACCCCUUCUGCUACCUGAGCGUCCCGCUUCCUGUCAGCAAGGAGCGCGUCAUGGAGGUCUUCUUUGUCUCUCUGGACCCGUACGCCAAACCUGCACAGCAUCGCGUUGUGGUUCCUAAAGCAGGAAAAGUAUCUGACCUCUGCUCUGCUCUGUCAGAGAUGACCAGCGUCCCUCCCACACAGAUGGUGGUAGCUGAUGUGUUCAACCACCGCUUCUAUAAGAUCUACAACGCUGAUGAAUCUCUCAGCUGCAUUCUGGACCGAGACGACAUCUUUGUGUACGAGCUGAGCGUGCAGGAGGAGCAGCAGGAGGAGCAGCAGGAGGAGCAGGUGCUGCUGGCUCUCUACCUGAGGGAGCGCUCUCACUACAGAGACUACGGCUCCGGCAGCAGCUCGUACGGCACCACGCUGUUCGGACACCCGCUGCUGCUCAGUACGCCGCGCAGCAGCUGCAGCCGGGAGGCGCUCUACAACCUGUUCCUGCAGAGGCUGGCGUGAGCAAAACACACACACAUUC